Molecule: messenger RNA, 660 nt
Organism: Plasmopara halstedii
Lineage: Eukaryota; Oomycota; Peronosporomycetes; Peronosporales; Peronosporaceae
Product: dolichyldiphosphatase 1
Exons: 5
Coding region: 1-660 (219 amino acids)
Biological process (GO): protein N-linked glycosylation; lipid biosynthetic process
Cellular component (GO): intracellular membrane-bounded organelle; endoplasmic reticulum membrane
Molecular function (GO): dolichyldiphosphatase activity
Source: RefSeq, a predicted model, not a curated record
AUGGAGCUGGCAAGGACUGUGCAGGAAUUCGAGCUUACUUGGGUGGUUUACGACCCAAAAGACCCGUUUGGGGCCAUGUUAGCACUCUGCACGCUAUCUCCAAUAUUCUUGAUUGUCGUGUACCUCACAGUGGUUGUCUCGCAGCGAGAUCUGGACAGCAUCAGCAUGCUAAUAGGGCAGCUUGUCAGUAUCGCAAUAAACAAAGUGCUCAAAAAGCUAAUAAACCAACCGCGACCAGAAGGCGCGUACAUGAGCGGAUCAGGGAUGCCAUCAGCGCACUCACAGUUCAUGGGUUUCUUUGCAGCCUACUUUGUGAUUUACACGUCUAAGAGGCUAAAUUCGCGUCGACGUCUGGAGCAAGGGCUUACUAUCGUUUGUGCUAUAAUGGUGGCGAUGCUGACGUGCUACUCGCGAAUUCAUUUAAACUACCAUUCGACGGACCAAGUGGUGGUUGGUGUUGCAUUCGGCAUUCUUACUGGGAUUCUAUGGUACACUCUUGUCGCCUCGACGUCGUCAUGGCUGUUUCCCUUAGUGGCCGAGUCGCGUAUAGCGAAGUUUUUGUUUGUGCGCGAUAUUUCCCACAUUCCGGACCUGACGGUCUUUCAACAUGAAAUUGCGUUUAAAGCUGCUUCCACUUUCCCUAGCCAAAAGUUGCAAUAG